AUGUCCCCGACUCUUGAAUUCGCUGCCUCGAAUUUGCAGUCGCAUAAUUGCCCGCCGAGGCCUGAGGAAACACGGGCCGAUAACCUCAAGCAUGAUUCAGGCGCAGUCACCAUUAAAAGGAUCUCGAACAAUGGAAACCUUGCCUAUGUCAUUCAGGCAGGUGGACACAGAUACGUCGCCACGGCACAGGUUGGCAGCGGUGGGUUCGGUUAUGUCUGGUACGCCAUCAAGGACCGCAAAGAGGAGGUCGCGAUCAAGGUCAUCGACAAGGCUGGGUUGCUUGCGCAAUUUGCUUCCUGCGCCAAGGAUGAACGGCCAACUAUGCAACAAUUGCUUAAAGGCUCCCCCAGAGCAGUAGCGGUUGUUAGUGCUGAAUAUGAAACAUUCAAGCGCAUCACCGAAGAGCGAUCUCCAUUUUUGACUCCUUUGUUGCAUGCUUUUGAGGACGUGGAUAAUUUUUACUUCGUAAUGAGGUUCUACCCACAGACCCUUCGCACUAGGGCAAGAUUCGGAUUCAUGCAUUGGCAGUUGCGUCUUGUUGCUGCUGAGCUUCUUCUUGCUCUCCAGCAUCUCCACAAACUGCGCGUCGUACAUCUGGACUUGAAGAUGGAAAAUGUGCUUGUAACUCCGUCUGGUCACGUGUGCAUUGCAGAUUUUGGCAACGCCCAAGUUAUGGACCGCAAACUGAAUUAUCAGCAAUUCCACGAUGAACGCAUGUACGGUGUAUCGGGUACAGAUGGUUAUCUUCCUCCAGAGCGAAUUGGCGAAGACAGUGAAGCGCAGGGAUAUAACUUCAAGACAGACACAUGGACCUAUGGUACCAUCUUACUGGAGCUUUUUUUAAUAAAUGGUGGACACUGGUACUCUAUAUAUCAUUACAGUGACGGAACACAUAAAUUUGGCGACGACCGCAAGUUACCUGCGGGUUACGAUGGGGAGCGCCGACUGGCCUUCAUAAAACCGGGGGAUGAAAUUAGCCUCAUCCAAGAUAAGGAUGCCCAGGAUCUUCUUUUUUCUAUUUUCUACCCGAAACACCAUACCAUGAGGCCCGACUGGGAAUCGAUUCGCAGUCACCCGUUUUUUGCAAGCAUCAAUUGGAAGAAAUUAGAGGAACGGGGAUACGAUCCCAUGUUCAAAGCUUGCUUGGGCAACGCACCACUCCAAUCUGUAGACUCUGGAAAAAUUGCCAUCAGAUGCUCUCAUCCUCGGCUUCCGGAAUACAAGAAAGCUCUGCUCGAGCAGGGAAACGAUAAUAUUGCUCUCGGGCAAAUGCACAUGAACUACGAGUGCCCGACUGAAUUGGCACAUGAUCCUAUGCAUGGAGCGACUUGUAUGGCUCCAGGGGCUAAGGUGUUUCGGAGCCAUGUUUGCAAAUGUGAUUUGCCUGCCGACUGGAACAAGGGUAUCUAG
Molecule: messenger RNA, 1410 nt
Organism: Suillus clintonianus
Lineage: Eukaryota; Fungi; Basidiomycota; Agaricomycetes; Boletales; Suillaceae
Product: kinase-like domain-containing protein
Exons: 6
Coding region: 1-1410 (469 amino acids)
Biological process (GO): protein phosphorylation
Molecular function (GO): ATP binding; protein kinase activity
Source: RefSeq, a predicted model, not a curated record